Molecule: messenger RNA, 797 nt
Organism: Aphis gossypii (cotton aphid)
Lineage: Eukaryota; Metazoa; Arthropoda; Insecta; Hemiptera; Aphididae
Gene: Naa80
Product: N-alpha-acetyltransferase 80
Exons: 5
Coding region: 223-726 (167 amino acids)
Biological process (GO): protein acetylation
Cellular component (GO): cytoplasm
Molecular function (GO): N-acetyltransferase activity; acetyl-CoA binding
Source: RefSeq, a predicted model, not a curated record
UUACUGUUAUUAAUUUAUAUGUUUAUUUGAACAAAUUAUUGAAAGAAAUAUAUUUUAUUCGUAAUUCAAUAAUUAGUAUAUUUUUGUAUUUAAAUUUAAGUUAAAUUUAUUCAAGGUUUUUUUUUUUUUUGCUAAUUUGUUAUUGUUGACGCCUUUAAAAUUAUACUCACAUUGGAAUUUGCUGCACACUGGGUAUCUUUAGAUUUACACUAGAAUGGUAAAAUGGAACGAUUUGAAGUAUUUCCAUUACACCGAAACAAACACUUCAUCAAACAAUGUUGUGCUGUAAUUAAUUCUGAAUGGCCUCGCAGUGAAAUGGCUAGGUUACACAGUUUGGAAGCGUCAUGUGAUACCUUACCAACAUCUUUGGUGCUGGUUAAAGAGGAAGAUAACUUCAAAACAGUUUUAGGGCAUGCAAAAAUUACACCAAUACCAUCUAUUCCUGAUGGUGGGUUUAUCGAAACAGUGGUAAUAGAUAAUCAUCACAGAGGAAAAGGACUAGGAAAAUAUCUUAUGCACAAGACUGAAGAGUACAUAAAAACAUUGGGCUUAAAUGUUGCAUACUUGUCUACAAUAGACAAACAAGAGUUUUACUCAAAACUCGGAUAUAUUCAAUGUCAGCCAAUUUCAAUUUAUGGUGGCUCUGUGAGUAGUAUUAAUAGUUCAAAAAUGGUUUCUGUGAUUGUACCAUCAAGGAAAACAUUCAUGAAAAAACAAUUGACGUGAAACCGUAUUUUUAAAAUUAUUUUUGUUUAUAUUUUAAAUUACAAACAAGGAAUAAAUAUCACUGAUAUAAA